Molecule: messenger RNA, 1097 nt
Organism: Hymenoscyphus albidus
Lineage: Eukaryota; Fungi; Ascomycota; Leotiomycetes; Helotiales; Helotiaceae
Source: the annotation of a GenBank genome assembly
GAAGAGGUCACGGGUCGCCGCCCCACCAAAAAGGCCCGCCCGCCUUUUCUGCUCCCCGCGCUGUCUAUUGCCAUCAAAACAAACAACUCCAACUCUCGCAACUCCUCACCUCCACAACGCAACCCUAGAAACACACGAACAACGCAAUACCUGCCAUUCAAAAUGUCCGCACCAGCAGAAAAAAACGACGCCAAAGGAAAGGGCAAGGACACCGAGCCAGAGAACACCGACGUUACUAUGGAAGGUGAAGACAGCUCCAGCGACGAGGAGAUUGUUGAGGUAAGCUACACCCCCUUAGAAGGUCUAUAUCUUGAGGCAUUGGCUAAUAAAUACAAUAGGGCGAGCCAACUGGUAAUUGAUUCCCUACUGUGAUGCUGCGAAACUUUUGGGACCUUCACUUACAAAGUGUUUAGUUGACGAGCCUGAUGAGGAUAACAUGGAGGAGAUCGAUACCGAGAACAUUCUCCCAAGCCGCACCCGUCGCCGCAACAUCGAUUUCGCCAAGGCGGCCCAAGAGGAUGGAGGAGCUGACGACGAGGACGAGGAAGAAGACGGUGAUUUUGAGGAGACCAACGAGCCAAUGGAGGACUAGAAAUUUCAGUCGAUUUACAUCAUGUUCUGUUUGGCUAUGCGAACUCUGGAUUCCCCCUUUCAACUUCCUCCCGCAGAUCAUCUUUGAUCAAUCUCGCACAUUUGUUGGAGGUCGUUGGCUUUGACAAACAAAACGGACAUGAAAAGUUCUCAAGAUCGAAUGGAUACUCUUUGUUUCUUGUCUGCCGUUUUCUUUUCUUCAUGGAUUGCAUUGGCCGGUAGCUUCUUAUUUCUUCGGGGGGUGAAAAAUACAAAAAGUUCAUGUCUACAAUGCGGGGGUAUGGAACUAUGGCAGAUGAUUUGAUGAGAAUUUGGGGCGUAGCUUGGAAGGUCCUUACAUAGGACCAUCAUUACUGUAGACGCAGUGAAAUACAGCAAGGAACCAAAUACCCAGAAUGAAACAAUAUCUCACCUCUUGGAUCGCGGUACUUGUAGCUUGACGGAAUCUAUUGACGUUUGUCAAUUCAGAACACCCAAAAGCGCUUGACACUGAACUUUUAAAAGCA